This is a messenger RNA of Exophiala xenobiotica, 567 nucleotides long. Its product is annotated as signal peptidase complex catalytic subunit SEC11. The coding region runs from base 1 to 567 and encodes 188 amino acids. NCBI's taxonomy places the organism in Eukaryota, Fungi, Ascomycota, Eurotiomycetes, Chaetothyriales, Herpotrichiellaceae. Gene Ontology annotation, cellular component: signal peptidase complex; membrane. The transcript is spliced from 2 exons. Gene Ontology annotation, molecular function: serine-type endopeptidase activity. The record is from RefSeq and is a predicted model, not a curated record.
AUGUUGCCAUUCCUAGCACCGUACCUUUCGAACCCGCGCCAAACUCUCUCCCAAGUCCUCAACUUUGCCCUAGUUCUAUCGACGGCUUUCAUGCUAUGGAAAUCUCUCUCGGUCAUUGCAGACUCUCCCUCACCGAUAGUCGUGGUGCUUAGUGGUUCUAUGGAACCGGCUUUCCAGCGAGGUGAUUUGCUUUUCCUGUGGAAUCGAGACACGACUGCGGAAGUGGGAGAAAUCGUGGUAUACAAUGUGAAGGGCAAGGACAUUCCAAUCGUCCAUCGUGUCGUUAGGAGUCAUGCCCCUGCAGCCGCUGUCCAAGCCGAUAAGAGUGGCCACCUGUCUCCCUCUUCUCCAAAGCUCCUGACGAAAGGUGACAACAACAUCGCCGAUGACACUGAACUCUACGCGCGCGGACAGGUCUAUCUGGAUAGAAAAGAAGAUAUCAUUGGUAGCGUCCGCGGAUAUGUGCCGGCGGUCGGGUAUGUUACCAUCAUGCUCAGCGAGCAUCCGUGGUUGAAGUCUGUCAUGCUUGGAAUCAUGGGCGUGAUGGUCAUUUUGCAGAGAGAAUGA